Molecule: messenger RNA, 1866 nt
Organism: Desarmillaria tabescens
Lineage: Eukaryota; Fungi; Basidiomycota; Agaricomycetes; Agaricales; Physalacriaceae
Product: dynactin p62 family-domain-containing protein
Exons: 5
Coding region: 29-1735 (568 amino acids)
Cellular component (GO): dynactin complex
Source: RefSeq, a predicted model, not a curated record
CGAUUACCACCUGCCCUCACCACGCGCCAUGGCUCCCAGCGUCCUCUAUCACUGUCGGUGUCUUUCAAACCCAUCGGUACCGCCACCGCCACCUCAUCUCGCGUCGUCGUCGCACAGCUUCCACCCGUUACAUUCCUUGUUCUUUUGUGAAGAAUGCGACGCCGUACGCUGCAAUCGCUGUGUUUCUGUCGAAGUCAGCGGGUACUACUGCCCAAAUUGUCUCUUUGAGGUCCCGAGUGCUAGUGUUCGCGCAGAGAAGAAUCGAUGUGCUAGGAAUUGUUUUAUGUGCCCUAAUUGCCGCAACACGCUCUCUGUUGUAUCUUCGGACCCAUCAGAUCCAGGCGAUGGAAGACUCACAAUAACUAUGAGCACUGUCGGUGAACCACCGUUCUUUUUGUUCUGUAAUCACUGCAGGUGGGACUCUGCAGAGGUGGGAAUAACGUUCGAGAAACCAACGGGUUUAGCUGCCCAACUACAGAAAUUCGAAGACUCGGCGCCAGAUUCUCUAGAAUUCGAAAAGUUGAAAGAACACUUUGAACCAGUCAUACGCGCAUCUUCUCUUUCUGGUGUUAAUUCUUCUGCUGUCCCAAGUAGCGCCGCGCACUCACAUCACCUUCGCUCUAACUCAAUAACAGCCGCUGCUUCAGCCGCGCUUUCGCGUGACAUUCCUGGCGUUUCCAAGUAUACUCCUCAUACGCGUUCAGGGAGGGGAGCUACGAAGGAUAAGACGCCAAAUAAGGACGAGAUGCCCGAGUAUAAAAGUAGGAUGGAUGUUGAGAGUGCGAGCCAUUAUGGCUCCGGCGGUGGCGAUGUUGAUGUAGACUUUAUGAAACAUCUGGAGAACAUAUCUGAAGUGGCUAGUAUGGAGCAGCGGUGGACGUAUAGCUGGGCAACGUCUUUGCAAUCAUCGGAUUUGAGGCCUCUGCGAAUACCGUUGCAUUCUAAGCGCUCUAAACGAUGUCCAGCGUGCACACAUAUCCUCAUCAAGCCUGAACAGAAGGCGCAGUCUGUGCGGUACAAGAUUAAGCUCGUUGCGUCUAAUUACUUGCCCGCUAUCACGGUAGCCCUUCCACAUCAACAGCAAGCACCCCCGGACGUAGCACGGCGAACGAUGAAUAGAUCCACCGCAUCUGCGGCGGUAGACGAUGAUGGCGCCGCGGCGGCCAUGCAUGCAGGAAAGACGUAUCCCUUCCAUUUGGCGUUAGCGAACCCGCUCUAUGAUCCUAUUCAAGUCCGCCUUUCGGUCCAAAGAGUGCACGUUGCAGCGAGCGAUGGUGAGAAGGCUCGUCGACCACCAUUUUCUAUUGCGUUGCCAACGUCAGUGUUUCCUAUUGCUGCAUUUGCUGAAGCUUGGGAGUAUGAGGACGAUGAUGAGGAUAUGGACAUGUUUGGCUUGGAUGACGAUGAAAUAGGGCUUCGUCCUAGGGAGAAGGAAGGGAGAGGGAAGGUCAAAACUGUUGGUGUUCUAGAGAAGCGGGCAAAUGUCACUGUCGUUGGUGGCGAGGUGGUCCUCGGCAAAGAAGCACGAGGCCAUGUCAAGUUUAACCUGCUCGUCACGUACACAUACCGUUCGGACGAUCCAACGCCAUCGGAAGGAAAUGAUGGACUUGACAUUUCUCCGUCUAAAGGUUCGAAGCAGCCUCAGGCCGAAACCAAGACAUUUUCUUUCUAUACGGUAGUGGACCUUGGGGCAGUGAUACCUAGGCAAGAGCCCAAGGAGGAUACCGAUUUUUAGCCGAAUUCUAUUGGAGGAUUUUCGUUAAAUUACUGGCAUUUACAUAAAAGCACAAAAGGCAGGAAGUUCCCACAUUGACAUGGCGACCUUGACCCAUAAGCAUCAGCUGCGGGGCUGAAUUCUUCCUUCAU